This is a messenger RNA of Oreochromis aureus, 2095 nucleotides long. RefSeq names its product ADP-ribosylation factor-like 16 (gene arl16). Lineage: Eukaryota; Metazoa; Chordata; Actinopteri; Cichliformes; Cichlidae. Gene Ontology annotation, molecular function: GTPase activity; GTP binding. The transcript is spliced from 6 exons. Bases 69 to 599 code for a protein of 176 amino acids. The record is from RefSeq and is a predicted model, not a curated record.
GCCAUGGUGCCAAGUGAGGCUACAGCUAUACGCUACGAGUUUAACUAUGGUUCUGCAGAAAAACCGGCAUGACCAGCAAAGAAAUGUGUUUACUCCUCGGAGCGACCGGUGUUGGUAAGACGUUGUUGCUCAAACGUCUACAAAAGUUUAUCGUACAUGGUUUAGAUGAAUUAGGGACACCACCUUCAACUCUUCCCACAGUAGGAACCAAUCUGACAGACCUGACCGUGAAGAAGAAGAAGGUGACUGUGAGAGAGCUGGGAGGCUGCAUGGGCCCUAUAUGGCCCAGUUACUUCAAAGACUGCUCCUCUGUCAUUUUCAUGGUGGAUUCAGCCAACAUUGCUCAGAUAUCCUCCUCCUGUAUCCAGCUGCUGUCAGUACUCUCAGCUGAGCCUCUGAGCAAGGCCUCUGUGCUUAUUCUCUUCAACAAGAGGGACACGCCUUGCACUAUGAGCCUUAUAGAGAUAAAGUCACUGUUCAGGAUGGAUGACAUUGUUGCAUCUGCGACUCAGCCAAUCACAACACUGGAAGUCAGUGCCAGAUCUGGAGAGGGACUUAAAGAGGUGAUGAGCUGGCUGGAGUCCGUCACAGUCAAGUGACAUACGCUUACUGACUACUUCAUUAGAUGGUCAGAGGAGAAGGAGACCAGAGGGGCUAAGAACAGGAAACAGGCUACAGUUUGCACAGGCUAACCAAAGUUAGACAUCAAAGAAUUGAAAAAUGUUGCCUGGUCCAGUGAGUGUCAGUUUCUCCCGGGAAUUUGGAUGGUAUUGUUACAAUUUGGCAUAAAUAAAAUGAAAGUAUAGAUCCACCCUGCCUUGUAUCAGAGGAUCAGGCUGGUAGCGGUGUAAUGGUGUGCCGGAUAUUUUCUUGGUACCCUGCACCCAGCAGGAUAACGCAGUAUGUCACAAAGCUCCAGUCAUGAACUUGACAAUCAGUUCACUGUACUCAAAUGGCCUCAAGAGUCACCAGAUCUCAAUUCAGUGGAGCACCUUCAAAGUCUGGUGCAAACUCACACCAUGGUUGUGCAAUAUGACAAAUCUGCAGCAAGUGCAUAAGACUGUCAAGUCAAUAUGGACCAAAAUCCAAGGAAUGUUUCCAGCACCUUGUUAAAUAGAAUUAAAACAGUUCUGAAGGAAAACUAGUGAGGUAUACCUAAUAAAGUGGCCAGUGACUCUGUGUGUGUGUGUGUGUGUGUGUGUGUGUGUGUGUGUGUGUGUGUGUCAGUCUCUGUAUUUGUAUCUUAUAAUAGUGAUACUGUUUAUACAAAACUCUUAAAAAUGUUCUGCCUUUUGGUCUUUAUCAGCUUAUAUGCUACUCUGUUGAGGUUUUCAUGGUGUGUUUCUCGCGUAAGAGUGUUUAUCUUUGGUAACACAAACACAUAACUGUACAUUAGGCAGAGUGAAGAGGACGAAGUGAUAGUAUAACAGGAUCAAAUGAUUGUCUCAUUUGUAAAGGUCUUACUUUCAUGCAUUUGUUAUUCCACACAGAGUGGGAAUCUGGGGUAUUCCUGAUUGAUAGUGUGACUUAUCAAAGUUCCAUGGCUGUUUUCCUUGGCUGUAAAUCACAUGAACUCUGUCUGAAAUUAAAAAAAAAGCUCUUUCGCUUCAGAUUUAAUAUAAAAAAAAAUGAGUAACAACUCUUGAAGAUUUUACAGAAUAUUUUCUCAUGUAAGGCAUUCAGUAUUUACCUUUGUAUGUUUUUUUUCUUAAUGACAGUUUGGAUUUUGUGUAUGAACUUUGUUUUCAGUGUAUGUGGAUUGUUAUGUUAUGUUUUAAUUGAGAGGAGCAGUUUUUUGUGUUUCUUUUUUGGCUUAUUGUCGCUUUUUUUCUGUUUAUUCUGGUAGUGGUGUAAUGUAAGAACAGGUAAUAUUGCUGACUUCAUUACCAGCAGGGGGCGCAAACUGCUUAUGAGACAGCGAUACUGGGUGUGUUCCUGAGUCGUCAUGAUUUCAUGUGACAUGUAUUGAUACCAAGGGAAAUGAGUAAAUGCAAGUGAAUAAACCCAUGUGAAGAACUGAGCAGUGUUGUAAAUACACUCCUAUAUUUGGUGAAGUCAGUGGUUUGCAAGCAAUGAAUAAACUCAUAUUCAUACA